UCCAGUUUCCUCCUGUUUUCUUCAGCUGUUUUAUUUGUUGUGCUUUAGAUCUGUACCCGUCAUUAAAUCUCCAGAUUUCAUCUCCUGCUUUUUUACAUAAAAUUGAAUGGAAGACUUUGUUCCAAAUUUUUCAAGUUUACUUUAAGAUUUUUCUUUGUUGUUAUUCAAUUUUGGGGAAGAUUUGAAAAGAGUUUUCUGUUCUGGGUCUUUUGUGUGUGUGUGUGUGUGUGUGUGUGUGUGUGUGUGUGUGUGUGUGUGUGUGUGUGUGUGUGUGUGUGUUUGUUGAUGAUGAUGAGUGUAUCGGUUCCUGCUGGUCUGCCGGAGCUGUUGAAGGGCUUCACGGUGGAGGUUCUAAAGCAGAAGCCGGAGAACCUGCUGGAUUUUGCUGUUGUGUAUUUCAGUGAUCUGAGGGACGAGCGUGAGGAGAAAACAAGUGCAAUGAUCAAAAGCAGAACAACCCUGAGGACAGGAGAACAGAGUGGUGGAGAUGAUCAUGGACACAGAGUCAUGGCUGAGGGGAAUCCGGUGGAGGAGGAGGAGAAAGAAGACUUUCUUGAUGAUUUCACAUUUAAACCUCCACCCACCAACAAGCACUGCCGCAGAGUCGCAGUGUGUGCUGAAUCCUACAACCCAGAUAAGGAUGUUAAUGAUGAUGAUGAUGAUGACUCUGAGCUGAAGGUCUUUUACCCCAAAACCUAUGAGCAGCGUUACAGACUGCAGGAAGCCUGCAGGGACAUACUGCUUUUCAAAACUCUGGACAAGGAACAGUUCUCUGAGGUGUUGGACGCUAUGUUUGAGGUUCUGGUGAAGCCAAAUGAGCACAUUAUAGAGCAGGGAGAUGAUGGGGACAACUUCUACAUCAUCGAGAGAGGAGUGUAUGACAUUGUGGUGGAGAAACACGGCGUAAGACGCUGUGUGGGAAAAUAUGAUAAUAAAGGCUGUUUUGGUGAGUUGGCCCUCAUGUACAACACUCCACGUGCUGCAACCAUCAUCGCCAUCCAGCUGGGGGCGCUGUGGGCCCUGGACAGGGAGACGUUUCACAGACUGAUUGUGAAAAGUAACGCCAAGAAGAAGAAAACCUAUGAAGCCUUCAUUGAGUGUGUUCCUCUGCUGAAAUCUCUUGAGGUAUCAGAGCGCAUGAAGAUGGUGGACGUUUUAGGAGCAAAAACCUUCAAAGACGGAGAUCAGAUCAUUAAACAGGGCGAUGAGGCCAAUUGUUUCUACAUCGUGGAGUCUGGAGUUGUGAGGAUCAUGAUCAGGAGAAACGCUAAAUCGGGUCACUCCGAGGAGGAGGUGGAUGAGAUGGUGAAUGAGAAGGUGAAGGUGGAGGUGGAUGAGAUGGUGAAUGAGAAGGUGGAGGUGGAGGUGAAUGAGAAGGUGGAGGAGGAGGUGGAUGAGAUGGUGAAUGAGAAGGUGGAGGUGGAUGAGAUGGUGAAUGAGAAUGUGGAGGAGGUGGAGGUGUCCCGCUGUGUUCGGGGUCAGUACUUUGGAGAACUGGCGCUCGUCACUAAGAGACCUCGAGCUGCAUCUGUUUACGCCGUGGGAGAUACAAAGUGUUUAGUGAUCGACAUCCAGGCGUUUGAGCGCCUGCUUGGUCCCUGUAAAGAGAUCCUGAAGAGGAACAUUGCUUUGUAUAAGGAGCAGGUGGUGGCGCUGUUCGGCUCCAGCGAGGAUCUGAAAUGCUGAGAGGUUGUUUAUCGUCUGCUCUUCUCCACCUGUUUUCAUCAAGAACCCCUUGCAUCCCAGCUGCACUACCAAGUUCUCCAGCUUUACCUCUCAGGUUCUGGUGGUCCACUGCCUUUGUCACUCAGUUACUAGAGGCCCACCUCUUCCUCCAUGAUGCCCAUUGGCCACAGCACCUUCAAUCUUGGCUGCUCAGUUACUGAAGGCCCACCUCUUCCUCCAUAAGGCCCAUUGGCCACAGCACCUUUAACCUUUGCUGCUCCUCUAUAGGAGGCUCACCUCCUCCUUUAUAGUUCCCAUUCACCACAGGGUCCUCAACCUUUGCCGCUCAGUUAUUGGAGGCCCACCUCCUCCUUUAUGGUGGCCACUAGCCACUUAGUCUGGAAUCUUUACCGCUCAUUUUGUCCGUACCACACUCCUUGUUUGUGGUUUCCAACAUUUGCCGUUUUUGCUCCACAGAGCUGGGUGUUAUUUGAACCCCUGAUCCUCUCACCCAGAGGCAGUGUUCCUUUAGUUGUGCCACAGGAUCACAUGUCAAAACACAGUUUCAUAGAGAUUUCUACCUUACUCUUUCUUUAUUUCAGCCUAAUGCAAGAGCAAAAGAGAGAUUUGAGCCACAAUUGUUAUGGUUUUGAGUUCAUGUCAUUAACCACCCACCCACCAAAUCUGUUUGACAGGCAGCAACUUUUGGCUUCUUAAAUUUACCUUUAUUUUAAAGGCGUCAAAAAAAACUAGAUUCGAACCAGGGACAUUCACCACCAGAACAUGGCGCUCUAACCACUGCACCACCGAGGAACGGAAGUGAGUUUGACUUAUUGGAGUUUUGUCGAUCUCUUCUUUAUUUUGAGCAAGUCGUCAUGUGAAAAGAGCAGACCAACGUUCUCUAAUAAGCCCAAAAGUCUAACAGGUGUGAUGAGUUCAAAAAGUUCUUCCUUGUUCUAGAUGGUUAGUUUGAUAAUUUGUUGUUGUUUUCGUAAUGUUGUUUGAUUGUUUGGUGUUGAGAUGUUUUAGAAUUUGGUGGUUGCUAGUCAAGAUAUUCAGACUUCAGCUUUAGCUAUGUGUAAAAAAAAUUUUAAUAUUUGAUAGAUAAACUUUUGCAACAUCAGGAUUCAAACCAAGGAACUCUGGCGCCUGGGACAAGCAUCAAUCCACUGAACCACAGCGUUUUAUGUACACACUGUUGAGCUUCCAUCAUUUACACAUUCUUCACACUAAAACAGCAACUAUAAAGUAUGGAUUUGAACCAGUGAACUGCACCACCAGCAUCUAACACUCUUCCCAUUGCACCACCAUGGACUGCUGAAGAAAGUCAACUGGUUAGCUAUAAAGACUCCCCCAUGACCAGCAGCUUUAAACAUUACUCCUCUUAAAGGGAGCAGAGAAGCCGAGUCGAAGCGGCCGAUUCGAACCACGGAACCACGACCAGACAGGAGUUAAAACCAAAUGAACUAGUUCUGUUCUUGUAGAACCUUUUUUGUUGUUCUAGCAACUUCUAAAACUCUGAGCUCAAAACAAGAGCAUUUCUCCAACCUGAAACUGAAUCAGUACAGUUCCUGAGGGUUUCUCUUGAUUAAUGUUACAGUAAUUCUUUAUAAACUUCAACAUCAUGUGAGCUGCUUUUACAGUAAACAGGGUGAUGAAGUGGAGUCACUGUUGCCUCCCUGAAACUUACACCACUGCAUCAUUUAUAUUUAUUAUAGAACCAUUUUAAAGGUUUUUCUGUGUUUAUAAUUAUAUUCUUCUGUCUGUAGUUCAAUUACAGCACAUGCUUGGGGUUAGAACAUGUUUUCCUCAGCAGUUUCUAAGAUGAAGCACGAUCAGGUGGAUCUGAUGGACUUUUCUAUUGUCUAUCUGUAUGUGUGUAGUCACUAAAAUAAAUUGGCAAUAGGACAGGA
Messenger RNA from Silurus meridionalis, 3578 nucleotides. RefSeq names its product protein kinase, cAMP-dependent, regulatory, type II, alpha, B (gene prkar2ab). Gene Ontology annotation, cellular component: cAMP-dependent protein kinase complex. The transcript is spliced from 11 exons. NCBI's taxonomy places the organism in Eukaryota, Metazoa, Chordata, Actinopteri, Siluriformes, Siluridae. Gene Ontology annotation, molecular function: cAMP-dependent protein kinase regulator activity. The record is from RefSeq and is a predicted model, not a curated record. The coding region runs from base 286 to 1686 and encodes 466 amino acids. Gene Ontology annotation, biological process: regulation of protein phosphorylation.